ACGUCAGCCUGCGCGGCCGGGUUAGGACCUGGCGGUGGCUCGCGGAGGCACUUCACCUAGCCUGACGUACGGACUCCGCUACCCCGCGGCCCGCCCGCCCGCCGGCUUAGCCGCCGCCGCCGCCUCCCUCGCUCCGUGAGCGCGCCGAGAGCGAGCCAGCGGCCGGGGCAGAGGCCCGGGGCGACGCGGCGCGGAGAGGGCGGGCGGGCGGGCGGGCGGGCAGUGGGAGAGCCGGUCUCUAUAUGGCGGCGGCUCUGUCGGGCCUGGCUGUCCGGCUCUCGCGCUCGGCCGCCGCCCGCUCUUAUGGGGUCUUCUGCAAGGGGCUGACUCGCACGCUACUCAUCUUCUUCGAUCUGGCCUGGCGGCUGCGCAUCAACUUCCCUUACCUCUACAUCGUGGCUUCCAUGAUGCUCAACGUCCGCCUGCAGGUUCAUAUUGAGAUACAUUGAAGGCCCUCCCCUAACGGAUGAAGGUGUGACCUCAGGCUCACU
This is a messenger RNA of Nycticebus coucang (slow loris), 491 nucleotides long. RefSeq names its product small integral membrane protein 10-like protein 2A (gene SMIM10L3). Lineage: Eukaryota; Metazoa; Chordata; Mammalia; Primates; Lorisidae. The record is from RefSeq and is a predicted model, not a curated record. Bases 243 to 449 code for a protein of 68 amino acids. The transcript has 2 exons.